AUGUCGCUGAACGGACUGGACAAUGUCGAGGUCACACAGGCGUACCAGGGUGCCCUCGCCGAAGCUGGCGGUUGGUUCCUGCUCAGGUACACGUCGAGGGAUGCCGUCGAAGUCCUGACCCGCGGCACUGGCGGUGCUGGCGAGGCGCGCGCUGCCGUCGCCCAGUACGAGGAAAAGUCACCGCUGUACGGCCUGCUGCUGUACCGCCGGCGCAAGGUCCUGGUCAAAUACGUGCCCGAGGGGACUUCGCGACUGCUUCAGGCCCGCGUCAGUGUCCACUUCAUCAACAUCACCGAGAAGUUUGCGCCCCACGACAUCGUCCUGUCCAUAUCCACCCCGGAAGAGCUCAGCGAUGCCGCUCUUACCGCCGCAUGCAGUCUGCACACCGCCGCCCCGUCGAGCUCCUCCUCCAGCGGAUCGUCGCGACAGCAGAAGCUCAGCUGGAUCCAAGAGGCCGCCGAGGAAGGCGCCCAGCCCGAUGCAGACGGCAGUGCACGACCGGAAACUGCCAAGUCCAACAUACCCACCAUACUGGAGCCAUCCAGAGACAGCGAAGACAAUCUCACGAGGAGCGGGUCGAUCAACUCACAAGCCGAGACGGUUCCGUUGAUGCUGGACGAGAAGGUCGUCGAGCACAAAUUGUCACCACAGAUCUCCCAUGUCACCAUGGAGACGGUCACUGAAGGGCCGACGACGCCAGACGACACCGAUCUAUCAGAUCUCCAGGACACGCUCAAAAGCUACGACUCGCUCUUCGAAGGUGGACCAGAACCCCGGAACUCUUCGCAGACUGCACGACCAAACUACAACGAACUGUACGAGCACUACUACGCGCAGUACACCAAACCAAAAGUUAAGCUGGGACCGCGACCGCGGCCAUCGCUCGAAGGCAGGAGACCAUCCACCUCGGGCAGUGCUCCGUCAGAUCUGGCGAGACCGAAGUCAUCGCUCCCGGCAGGUCUGCGCUCUGCGGCACGGAAGACAGCUGAGAAGAAAGAGUCCAAGACCAACACCUCGAGCACCCUUCCCGCGAUCGCCAUUCCUCCUCCACACCAGGUUCCUCCAAUGCCUGAGAUGCCACAAUCCCCCGCCUCGUCAGUAUACUCCGCGAGAGCCCCCGCCAGUACCAAGUCGAUGCCCGUGUCCGCCUACAGGAGUCACCUCAGGGCUGGAGGAUCGACACAGGAGCGGACAAGACUCAUGAAGGCUCUCGAGAUGCGCAAGAAACAACAACAGGCCCAACAGCUGAGGAAGGACAAGGCGACUGAAGAUGCUGCAUCGGAGGUAGAAGUCAAGGCCGCGGAGAUAAAGGUGGAGACUGACGCCGAAGAUGAAACUACGACAGAUGCGACCGUUGCUGCGACCGAGCCCGAUGAUGGCCCUUCCGCUGCACAACCUGAGGCCGAAACUGACGCCGACAAGGAGACCCUGCUUGGCGACGAUCUCCCUUCCUCGUCACGUUUAAGCCGCUCUGGCCUUGCAUUCGCGGAUGGUCCUACCGAGACAGACGACCUAAACUCUACUGCUUCGAUUUCGUCACCCGUGUCCGCCCAGACCCACGGUUCCACCGGCGCACCUUCAACACGGCCAUCGUCUAUUUCGGAGGACGAGGCAGGUAUGGAAGAAUCGCAAAAGUCUGACGAGCAAGAAGAGUCGCACAAUGCGGAUUUUGUGGAUGAAGAGCAAUCAGUUGACAGCACGCCGACUGUGGUUCCUGAGAGCACAACUCCCGUACCGCCUGUCGAAGCACAGGAGAUUGCGCAAGGCCCAGUAAUUACCGAGCGAGCGCCGUCGUUCGAUGACGCAGAUGACAGCAGCAAGAGGGACACCCUAAGGCCAUGGGAGAAUGACAUGCCAUCACAACGCCGCUCGAACCGCGAAUCUACCAUCUACAUGCCGUCGAACGAAGGGUACCAGCAAGAGGAAGGACAGUCCAAGAGACGCAACAGGGAGUCUAUGCUCAUGCCGUCUUCCCAGCAUCAAAGUUGGUACGAGACCAAAGGAAAGCGACGUGCUGUCUUGGAUCCACUCGAAGUCAGCGCGGACCAAUCCGAGACCGAGUACCUGUCGGAUGAUUCUUUUAUGGAGGAGCUGCAAAGCGCUACAGUACAUCAAGCUAAGCCCAUGUCGGUGUCCAAGUCGCCAAUCACCCCAUUCUUCCCCAGGAAAUCCUCUGCAACAGACCUACAAACGCCUCCCAGAUCAGCAUCGUCGAAUUACCAUGGCAUCAGUCGCCUGUCACCUGAGCAGACUGGCCGUAAGAUCUCGGGCGGUUGGCCUCCCGCGCCAAAGUCCGACUCGAGUACUGCGCCGAAGAAGAUCAACGUUUCUUCUGGCAUCUCGCAGAGGAUCAAAGCACUUGCAGACAAGACCAACAGGGAAUCGGCUUCACAAGUAAGUCUUGCGAGCUCUGCUUUGAGCACCAGAAGCUCCGUCGCCCAGCGUAAAUCCUCAUUCUUUGCAACAACACCUGUUGAGAUCUCUCCCUCUGGGAAAUCUACGCCGCGUCUCGAAAGCCCCUCGUUUUUGGCUUCAUCUGCUUCAACAACGCCUGACAAGAAGAAGCAGUCGGCGCCAGUCAAGUCGACAGUAUACAACGUACAGCGAGGAGUUGAGAAGCCGGAGUCUGUGCAAGUGACGGCCCGCAUCGUUCGCGAUGAGCGCACAAUGAAGCCGACGCUUGCGAUGCCAACGGAGAGUACACCACUGGAUCUCCACCAGAGCCCUCUCAUCAUCGAUCACCAAAAGGCAACCAUCACGCCUAGGAGCCCUACCCGUGGAAGACCGGAGCCUGCUUCUCCUCCACCUUCAUCUUCACACUCCCGCGAGCCCAGCAAUGCACCUUCGCGGGCUUCGUCCGAGAGCACGUGGAGAGCCUUCGGUCGCCGCAUGAGCGAGUCCAAGUCGGUACACAGCCACGACGGCGAAGACAAGAGGGAAGACAAAAAGGACAAGAAAGACGAAAAGAAGUCGCGCACCAGCAAGAUGUUCAAGCGCAUGUCUUCUUCCAUGUCUGCCAUGCCCUGGAAGAACUCGAACAGCAGCUUGGCACUUCCCGAGAACGACAUGCGUUCCACCUCUCUGGCGUCUCUACGCGAGCCACCGCCGCCUGUGCAUGUUGGCGAUCUGAACAUCCAAUUCCCAGACACUCUGCUUUGGAAACGACGAUGGGUCGAAAUUGACGCCUUGGGCAACCUCGUCCUCAGUCCGUCGAAACACAACGAGAAGGGAAUUGUCAAGCGAUUCCAUCUCAGCGACUUCCGCACACCCUACCCACCUGACCAAGAUCGCCAAGAACUUCCCAACAGCGUGGUCCUGGAUUUCAUGGACGGGCGUACCUUGCAGUGCGCAUGCGAGACGUACAUUGGGCAAGCUCAGGUUCUGCAAAUCCUGCGGGAGGCGCACGAUGCCUGGAUUGCGUACAACCAAGCGCUGUGA
This is a messenger RNA of Alternaria novae-zelandiae, 3438 nucleotides long. RefSeq lists its product as uncharacterized. The coding region runs from base 1 to 3438 and encodes 1145 amino acids. The record is from RefSeq and is a predicted model, not a curated record. The transcript has 5 exons. Lineage: Eukaryota; Fungi; Ascomycota; Dothideomycetes; Pleosporales; Pleosporaceae.